GCGUGAACCAGACAACAACUAGCUGGUCAUGAUUCUCCCGCUGAUAUUAGCAGGUCAUGGGGAGGAAUCUCAGUGAUCUGAUCCAAGAAGAAGAUACCACUGAAGGACUGGUCGUUCCCCAGGAGGAGCAGUGUCUUAGGCAGUCCUCUAGGUUAGGAUUAACUUGUCCAGCUACAUGGGACUCCAUACUGUGUUGGCCUUCAACUGACCCUGGGACUCUCGCCUCUCUACCUUGCUUCUCUGAACUUAACGGCAUCAAGUACGACACCACCAAGAACGCGACCAGAUGGUGCCACAGCUCAGGUGUUUGGGACAACUAUACCGACUAUACGGCUUGUCUCAGCCAACUAGAGUCUCCCUCCAACCCUUACUCAGGGGUAGAGAUGGCUACCAACAUCUACGCCCUGGGAUACACCGUUUCUCUCGUAGCCCUAGGGAUAGCCGUCUUCAUAUUCCUCUUCUUCAAAGAUCUGCAGUGCUUGCGUAACAACAUUCAUACCAACCUGAUGUGCACGUACAUCCUAGCAGACUCCAUGUGGAUUCUCAACAUGAUACUGCAGGGGUCUAUCAACAACGGGUUGGCCGCUUGCACGAUUUUCUUCUUGCUUCAUUAUUUCUAUCUUACCAGCUUCUUUUGGAUGUUCGUUGAAGGCCUUUAUCUAUACCUCCUGGUUGUACAAACAUUCAUAAGAGAGACUGUCCGGUUGAGGUUUUACGCAGCGAUAGGUUGGGGAACUCCUAUGUUCAUCGUAUCAGCUUGGGGGAUGGCAAAGAGUUUCCAAAUCUCUGAUCAAGAAGAAAAUCAGAGCCAUAGCAGUGGAGGAGGGUGUAGCUGGAUGACGCCUCACCCCUACGACUGGAUCUAUCAAACUCCGGUGUUCACAGUGCUGGCUCUUAACUUGCUCUUCCUCAUCCGCAUCAUGUGGGUGCUGAUCACCAAGCUGAGGUCAGCCAACAACGCGGAGACUCAGCAGUAUCGAAAGGCCAGCAAGGCGCUGAUCGUGCUGAUACCACUGCUGGGCAUCACCUACAUCCUGGUGAUAGUAGGCCCCAGUCAAGGUGUCACUGCACACAUGUACGCCGUGCUGCGAGCCGUCCUCCUCUCUACUCAGGGACUAGCAGUGGCUCUCUUCUACUGUUUCUUCAACUCCGAGGUUCGGAAUACCCUGAGGACACGCAUGGAUCGGUGGAACGACGCCCGAGAGCUCGGCACUGGACGGAGGUUCUCUAGGUUCAAUUACACCAAGGACUGGUCUCCACACACCAGGACAGAGAGCAUCCGCCUUUGCCAAACGGUGAAUUCUGCCCCGGGAAGUUUUCGGAAGCGGGAGUCCACGGCGAGUGAGACCACCCUGAUGACCGUGGUAGGGACGGGGUCUGGAAGAGUCAGCAAUGGGUCUGUAGGAGCGACGUCUCUGGUCGUGCGAGCGUCCGGACCUCAGGGACAAGAUGGCGGUGACAGCGUCUAGGAGAUCUCUCCUGAAGAAUUGCAGAGGAAGACCCAAACAAGACGAAGAGUAGGCAUGAGAGUCGUCUCUCAGAAACGAAAACAUAAGGGAGAAUCCACUAAGGAGUUGGAAGACUUUUGUUGGCACCUACUGGAAGGGAAGCAUCGAUGUAUUUUUGGGAUUGGGUGGACUAUGAUGACUAGAGGACUGGACAUAUGCAAGGGGAACCUAUAACACUAAGACUUGUAGUCAUUGAGGGACGUAGAUUCAAAGAAAGAAUUUACCGAAAGACUGAAGGAAACUAACACAUAAGAAGGGGAAUCUUUCAUCCAGGCUCGUGGCCAAAUCAGAAAGUUCUACUGAAUGCCAAAAUAAAUUCUUUUUACCAUGCUAGAAGGAGUUAGAAGACAGAACCGAAGAAGUAGAGUGAGGGCUGAUGGAUGUUUAAACCACACUAAAGGACGUGUUUCCCAGGGUGUUCAUUGUCUAUGGAAGGUUUUCGAAGGCAAUAACCCGAAGGAAUGAGCAGAAAAUUCUUUUAAAAUGUUAAAGGACGUCAAACUACUCAUGGGCACACACGCUAGAUGACCGAGGGGAAGACGGUUCAGCAGACUCUUAAUAGUAGUCACGCAGAGAUCUGGAAAUGUACAAGAUAGGAAUCCUAGAGUAAGUACUAAAAAGCUCCUAAGCAUUUGGAAGGAAGAAAAAAUUGCAGGCAACUUGAGGAAUUGAUGCAGGAUAUUCAGAAAGAGGAGUUACAACAAAGAAGAGGAAAUCAAGAAAGGAUCUACUUGACUAUAGAAACAUUUUUCCGACGUUCUAUUGAUAAACAAAUGCAAUAUACUUAAGGGAAAAUAUGCCAAAAAAUACUACUACUGCAUUGCAUAAUAUUUUUAACGAUCAUAUUGAAUAUCAAGUUUAUUGUAAAUUACUGUAAUGUUUUGUCAUGGUUAAUAGAAACCGACGAACGUGAAAAGUAUACAGUAUAUUUUGGUAUUGCUAACCUACUAUUUUUAGAAUGUAUUUAACUUUCUAAAUUAAACACAUAUAUUAUUUGAGUUUUAAAAUUUUAAAUAUCUGCAGUUUUGAAACCAAACAUGUUAAAAAAUAUUUUUUGUCAAAAAAUGACGUGUCUUUUUGUUAUUAAUUUAUACGCUGAAUUUUAAUUCAGAAAAAAUCCAUUAUCAAGUUAAGAAAUAGUUUUGAAAAAACAAUAUGGUGCCUGUACAGGUAUCAGUUUAUGAGUUAUGGAAUUUAUAACGUGAUUUUUCAGAUUUACUUUGUUUCAGGAAUAAUUCCAUAAAAGGUCGGUAGAGUUCAGGAUUAUUGACGAUACAAUUGUAACAUAUCUCGUAAUGUAAACAAAAUCCAUUACAUUAUUUUAAGGAUCAAACCAUAGAUAAAACUAGUCUAUGAUCAAACGUACUCGUAUAUACGCAAUGAAUAUCCACGAAACAAAGAGGUUAGGUGAAUCAAUAAAGGUUAUUGGGAUUGGGAGUAUAACUUUUUAUUUUCCUAAAUCGUAUCUCUGCUCUUAUUUUCCACGUAUUCUUGUUGUUAUUUAUCGGAUGAAUCGUACUGACAGUAUUUGUUUGCUUCACCGUGAAGAUCAGUGUAUUUCUGUUGUUGUAUUUAUUAAUUAAAAAAUACAAGAUAAACUUCAUAUUAAUGUCUAAUAUUAAAACUGCUAAAAACUAUGUCUAGCUUAACGAAUAACAUUUUAUAUUUUUUUAAGAAAUUGUAUACGUUGACGAUAGUU
This is a messenger RNA of Macrosteles quadrilineatus (aster leafhopper), 3207 nucleotides long. Its product is annotated as diuretic hormone receptor-like. The transcript has 12 exons. Gene Ontology annotation, cellular component: plasma membrane. The coding region runs from base 57 to 1469 and encodes 470 amino acids. Gene Ontology annotation, biological process: adenylate cyclase-modulating G protein-coupled receptor signaling pathway; cell surface receptor signaling pathway. The record is from RefSeq and is a predicted model, not a curated record. Gene Ontology annotation, molecular function: G protein-coupled peptide receptor activity; diuretic hormone receptor activity; peptide hormone binding. NCBI's taxonomy places the organism in Eukaryota, Metazoa, Arthropoda, Insecta, Hemiptera, Cicadellidae.